CGUCGCCCUUGAAGGACAUACAACGCUCAUCAGCGAGAGGACUCUUGAACAAACUUGCGUUGGGGCGCAGGCAGAACAAGCCCACUGCUUUAGGUAGGAAAACGUAAAAAACAUUUUGUCUUUUGUAAUACGAAUAUUAUACAAACCAAGAAAAAUUGAAAACGGUAACGACCACCUACUUUAAGAGAUUUUCCAUGAAUUGAAAGACACGUGUCUAUGAUAGCAUGGUGACGGUGCGCAUGUUGCGAGACAAUUUUCUCUUUUGUACAAAGUAACUAAAAGUUCCCUUCACAUUUUCUAAGUAUUUUCGCAAACAAUUUUUAAUAAAAAAAGAUAUAAAAACGCAACUUUCCUGUAAAUCCUUGAAGCAAAGCAUCGACGCCACCUAUGCAAAACUGUGUUCCGCAGAGCUAUGAAGUAUUACUUAAAAUCCGGUUUUACUUUGUAUACUAAUGAUGAUGAAACUAUGUUAAUUACAAAAAGGUGCACGAUGAGAAAUUCAAUGUGCACGGAAAAAUUAUCUCAGUUUCGUGGAAAUAAAUCCCAAGCAGUGGUUCAAAAACAAAAAAUACUCACAGUUAAAAAUAGCGCAAUCCUUAUUUUUUGAAUUAACCUUUUCACAUUUUUAACUCACAUUGAGUGUGAAGACUUCAUUUUUUUCGAGUUUAUCUACGCCCAGAUUCAUUUCUGUUUAAGCUCAUCAAGAUGUUUCUAACUUAAUGAAAAUACAUACAUGUCGAUACACUUUGAAGGCGACAGCGACCAUUCACGAAAAAGCUAAUAGACAUCGCUUCAACAAGAAAGGGUUUCGGCAACGCGUAAGGUUUUGUUUUACAUAUUAAGUAUGUUUUGAGUUAAAAAUUACCUAUUAUAAACUUUUUAUAAAACUGGCUCAUAUUCUAUCUAUUUAAAAGGGCAAUAGUAUGGAACUCCGCGGAAAAUCACUUUGAUACACUUUGAAGGCCACAGCGACCAUUCACGAAAAAGCUAGUAGACAUCGCUUCAACAAGAAAGGGUUUCGGCAACGCGUAAGGUUUUGUUUUACAUAUUAAGUAUGUUUUAAGUUAGAAAUUACCUAUUAUAAACUUUUUAUAAAACUGGCUCAUAUUCUAUCUAUUUAAAAGGGCAAUAGUAUGGAAUUCCGCGGGAAAUCAUUUCCUGUGCAUGUGUAAUGGGCCUAACUUCGAUAUCUUAAAAUUCUAACAUGACUUCGAGGCUUUGGGGACAAACGUCUCCAUUGUCUCGCAAUUCCCAGAGAACUUGAGCACAAAGAAAACAUAACCAAAUAUAGAAAAAUGACCAGAAAGUCAUUUUAGAAUUUUAAUAUAUUAAUUUUAAUACAUCGAACGUGGACUAUUGGGACAAAACAUUGAUACAAUUUCCAAAAAGCGAAUCAUUUGUGCACAAUAUUUGAUAGCUACUGAACUUGGCGUUCUAUUCUCUUCCUGAAGUCUCUUAUCUGACCGUCGCAUUCAGUCCAAAACUUCUUUUUAGCUUCCUUAUGUAAAGAACAAAAUAAAAACAAGGCAAAAACGGACUGAACUAGAAAACGCAACAAACUAAGAUGCUGCUCAACUUUCUGAUAAAACUAACUGCACCUAUUGGACACAAGGAACAACCUUUUAAGAGCUCAAACGUGUGUUUUGUGCCAGUAGUAAACCGACUUCAAGUUUCAAGUUUAUCAUUUGUAUGUUCCUAUUCCGACUUACAGUGGAAUGUAAGACAUUCAGUCAACAAUAAAGGACUAUGCUAUGCAUGUAACACUUGUCCGUUCGCCAAUAUCGCUAUACUGAGAUAUAACUGUCAAACUGUCGGAAUCAGUUUUAUCAGGACUAAAUGUGUCUACCCCGUGUGCUAGAGGUUAUUAUUUCUUUUGUAACCUAAUUCCUGAUAGUUCGCGAUGGAGCGACGAAAACCUCUCGGGGACAAGAUUUAUUUCAAACUAGGUAUUUCAAGCACUGUCUUUUAAAUAGGAAUCAAUCACAAAAAUAGAACGUUUUCUCGACUUAAUAAAGCCACAAAAUUCAUCUGUUCGCCCUUUUGGGCCCUUUCACAGACCCAAAAGACAGAUUUCCCGAGCCUUUUAUAUCCUUCAACAAGUGAAAUCCCCCUUUCGGGUGGAGCCUCCCCGUAUAGGCCAUCAUAAGGAGUACCCUCCCGGGCACCAUGCUCACAAGGCCUUCCCAACAAAGGGCCCAACAGUGGUAUCUUUUUUGAUUCAUAUGCCAUCACUGACGAUGCGCGCAGUUCGUCAAGUGUAUGAGCGGAUGACUAUUCCAUCAAUAUUAACCCCCAAAAUAUCGAAGUUCAAAUAAAGCAAAAUUUGCGCAGUUGAACCUUUCGCCAGUCCCACUGACUGUUAAAUAUUUUUUGACGUUACCUCUCUGAUCCAAAAAAUGCACACAAUUAAAAAUCGUGGUCAAAUUGAUUAACAGACACAAACAUUAUGAAUUCUCUUAAUUUUUCCUUUUGUUUCAUUCAAAAAAAAGAAACUGACUUUUCCUUACCACGGUGAUGGCUCUCAUCUCCCUUCGAGUUCUUCUUCUUGUAAGUAUUUGCUCAAUGCUGUGUAAAGCAGUUCCUUUGACGUACAGAAAACCAGGAGAAUCCGGAGAACGCCUCUACAACAAGGUAAACACAAGGAGAACAAAUUUACCACUAAAGUUACUCUAAAAUCAGUGAAAAUUCAUGUUGCUUAAAAAUUAAUAUCAUGGUCUUUUCAGUAAACCAACUUCUCACUAUUAUGUUGGUCCAUAACUGAUCUGACCCCGGUGGGUACCUCUCUUAUACAUGUAUAAGCUUUACAGGUAUGUGCUGCCUCAAAGGGUUUGGAGUUUGGUGCCGUUUCGGUUGAUAAAUGGGCAUAGACUUUGCUCAUUUUGGUCUGGAAUUGGGUGUGGUAUUCGAGGGAACUCUGGAAGUGUAUGAACAUAUUCAUUGUUUUCAUUCCAAAUGGAUAAGAGAGAAAGAUUAAUUUUAAGAAAUCAUUCUGUUGGCGUCCUAAUUAAAGUAAUAAUGACAUAACUUCUAAGAGGCCAGGUCUGAAAACGUGUGUGAAAAAUAAGAUUUUUUUUGUCUGAAACAGGGUCAGGAUUUGGAAAACCGGGGUCAAUUUAAUAAAACAUUUACAAGUAUAAUUUACAAGUGUAGCUGUUGUUUUCAUACUCUCUCUGGCUACACUCGUAAAUUACAGUUGUUAUACUACUACAUGAGAAAUUUUUGCAAUUUGAUUGGCUUAGAACAGUGUUAUUUCAGCUUAAUUUGAAAUACCUACAUGUGAAAAUUACAAACAUUUUGGGGGUAGUAGUAUAAACAAAUAAUAGCAUGAUUUGUACGUGAUAUUUGGCAUAAAUACCACUCGUGAUAUUUCAAAAUUGUCUCAAAUUUCACUCACCUAUCGGCUCGUGAAAUUGCGUAUAACAAUUUUGAAAUAUCACUCGUGGUAUUUAUACCAAAUAUCACUACAUAUCAUGCUAUUACCUAUACUAAUAGUUUUAUUAAAUUGACCCCCGGGUGGCACAACCCCACCAAGAAUUUCCAGGAGUACCCCCCGGGGAUCUACCUUCUUUUUCAGCAGAAAAAGGGGGAAUGAGGGGGAAUUGUGGGGGGAGGAGGCACUGGAGUUUACGUUUUGAACCUCUUAUGCUAAAAACCUGGAUCUGCCCCAGCAUUACCAUGCUGAAUUAGUACAAAAGAGAAUAAAGUUCAAACUAAGAAUAAAACUGAACCACAAAUAUUCUGCAGAGUUGCUAACUUUUUUUCUUUCCCUUUUUAGUUGUUUCCAGAUUAUGAGAGAACUAGCCAAGAUGAAUGGAGCAGAAAUACAAAAUUUGUAUUUGUUCCAAAGUAUCAGUCCAUUAGUGAUCAGAAAAUGAAAAAAGAUCUUCUGCAAGACAUACUACUUGAUAUGGUGAGGAACAAACUACUUAAAGAAAACCUUAGCAUACUUAUACAGCUGAGUCAGGAAACAUAACUAUGUAAUCAUCCUUCGGGUGGGGGGAGUGGGGGUAUUCCCUAUAAUGGCCUAUACAGGGAAGCUCCACCCAAAAGGGGUCCCUUUUUUUGGGUCAUGUAGCAGCUGCUUGGAAGAGAAGUCACCAAUGGUGCCUAACCCUGACCCCAAACAAAAACUGAAACAAUUGACAGAAUGACAUGUCAUUGUUUUCUGCGAACAAUCGGGAGAGACCUGACGAGCAGCUCCUACACAACUGCCUUUAUCAGGCUUCAGGUAUAUGAAAGCUGGAAAGGAUUUCACUAGCUGAAGUACAGCAUGAAAGGUUCUAAAUUAGUAUGUAAAAGGGGCACCAUUUGCAAGUAAAACAGAUAACAAAGGGGUACCAUUUCUGUCAAAAAUUAUAUAUAAAAGGAUAAGGGGUUAUUCUGCCUCGUACAACUUUUUGUCGAGUACUCCCUUGCCCGUCUGGGUAUUCCCAUAAAGUUUCCAUUAAUUGAGCAAUGUAAAACCAAAUCUUACUUCAAACUGUCAACACCUCAAAUAUUUCAGAAAUGCGUAUUAUGUUAUAGCCAAUCACUACAAAGAUCAGGUAACAUGAGCAACUAGCAAAAUUGCAAACUAGUUAAUUGGCUUUUUCUUUGCAACACAGUGACAUUCCAUUUCUGGUGCUCAUAGGUUUAAAAAGGGCAUGCCCAAUGACAGCAUGGUUAAAUUUACAUAAUAUCACUGACACCAACCCCUUAUGCCCCAGGGGGUUCGGGGGGAGGGGGGUGGGGGGCAUUGCCAUUUAUGGGCUAUUCAGAAAUGUUUUGUUGUGAAGGGUUGAGUUUUCAAGGAGUGCAGUCAGGGAUAAAGGGUAUGGAAAGCAAAUAAAUUUUGGUCUGGAAUAAGAACACUUUAUGGGAAACUGAUCAGUUGUAUGAAGAGCUGGAAAUUUCUUGUUGAUACUUAAGGCCUGUUUUCUUGGAGGUGGGCCGGUAUGCCAGGUUGGAGAGGUAACCUGCUCAGGUGGGGUAAGAAAAUAACCAACAUUUACAUGCACCCUUUAAGAACCCUGCCAUCUCAGAGUGCACUUCCUCAAGAUCAUUGAAUGGUCAUCAAUCAUAUAACUACAAAAAUGGUAGGCAAACAACACUUGCUGCUCUUGCUGUGAUCCUUUCAGUGGUGUGGCUUUCACUUUAAAUGAUGCAACAUGAAUCCGACCCUGGUACCUUGAAACAUUUACUAUGGCAAAAUUUGUCCCAGCUGCAAUGGACUUUACCUGGUCUAGCAAACAAGGCAACCCACCCAGGCAGAUCUUCCCACCUACUAUGUAAACAUGAUGAAAUUAAAAUGAGAGAUUAUAAUGGACAGGCGGGUUACCUCACCUAUCUGGGGUCCCAUGCCUCCAUAUAAACAGGCCCUUAGUCUGUGAUAGGGUUGGGUUUUUUGCUGCCCACUCCAGAAUAAGCAGAAAAAUAAUAUGGCAGUUGAAGAUGGUCUGGUGAAGGCUAAGGCAAGGGGUCCAGGAUCCCAGUAGCACACCCCUUCCAAAAAAUUAUAGUAGUACCUUCCCCCCUCCACGCUUACAUGUUUGUCCAGAAAUGUGUAACACUUUUAAAUUUACAUGUAAAUUAUUGUGGCAUCCCAGGGAAGACCAGUGAACUUUUCAUAACAGCCAACAAUUGGCUUUCACAUAAAAAUAUAGUGCAACAGCAUUUUUUUAUAGAAAUGUUCUUUCCAGGGGGUACCCAACCAGGUUGGAAAAAUUACAGAAAUUCCAGGGGGUAGGGGAUGUGACAAGCACCCCCUGCGAUGGAAAUUCUGCCCUCCGUAUUAGUAGGGUAGGGCAUAGACAUUUUUUGGAACUACAAAGUUAUAAACAUAAGCGGUUUGACUGUAAUAUGGUAGAGAAAAUGCUUUCAGCCAAAACAACGCAUUCGCAAAAUGACUUGGGUGGGCAAUACAAAAUGUCACACAAAUCACUAUACUUUGUCAACCCAAGCCAGAUUCAAAGCAUUGUAUUUGUGCCUCGGUUCACGGUCUAUUUCUUCUCUUAUACGUCACCUCGAAUUAUUGCUGCGAUUUAGCUCUAUUCCAUCAAGGUUGGCCUUGAUUCUCUUCAAUACUCAACACCAGGUUUUGAAGCUCGAUAAAGAUCACUGCAAAUGAUCAUGUGCGCAAGUUGACUGUAGACAGAUUUUCAUUCUGUAAAACUGAAAAUGCUGUUAAAAUGCUUUCAGAUGGCUAUAAUCGUUUCUGUUCUAAACAAUUAUUUUCGAAGAGUGACAUCUAGGCGCAAAAUGGCUCAGAUGUGUGGUGAAAUAUCGAGACAAGCAUCACACAAAAGCUGACUUCUCAGCACGGGUCGAGGCUCGUACUGCCUUUGGUCAGUGGUUUCUCGAUGGACCGAAGACAUGCGUCCUUUGCAUGCGUCCAUUCCGUAUUUGUUCCCAUUCUUGUCCCCAGAGCCCGUCGUUUCUUAGUCACGUGGUCUUACGGGUAUGAGAUUUUGUCCAUUUUGGACAGGAAUCGGGUAUGGCUUUCGAGGGAACUACGGGAGUGUACGAACGUAUUUAUCGUUUCAAUUCAAAAUGAGUAAGAAGAGUCUAAGAAAGAAAGAGAAACAUGCGAAUUCUAAAUAGAUUGCUAGAACUUUUUUGUUUGCGCUCUAAUCUUAGUAAUAAUGACAUAAUUUCUGCCUAAAGGCCAGUUCUGAAAAGUGGUCUGGUCUGAAAACAGGUCUGGAAAAUGACAUUCUUUGGUCUGAGAUAGGGUCAGGAUUUGAAGAACCAGGCGGCACACCCCCACCAAAAAUUCCCCGGAGGAAAACGAGGCUUAAGGUUCGCAAAAACAUGAUUAACACUUUCAUUCCCGUUCAAAAAGUCAAUUUUUUGUCUUAACACCAAUCUUUUGUGACAGAAUAAGAGACGACUGGAACAAACUGGACUGGUUAAAAGACGACAACGCUGUCACGCCGGGUACGGUUGUACCCAUGGAGACGAGUCGCUAAAUGAAGCAGAAAGUAGGCAGGUACGUCCGUUGGACAUUUAUUUUCGAAAUUCCGUUCACCAAGCAUAAAGAAAACUCGACCACGUAUAGCUUGCUCCCUUCCUGAGGAGAUAUCUUCUAUGAUAGUUUACACGAGGAGGCUCUUUCCUCCCGAUAGGCUUACCUUUUUCAGGCUUUAGAUAUACAUAAGAAGGGACAUAGAUUUCACUAUUUGAAGUACAACUGUACACAAUCAAUCAAUCAACAACUUUAUUUAUUUAAGGCAACAAAAGGCGGGUUAGGAAAACUGCCUUUUCAGAAUGAUAUAGAAAGACUUAAAAGGGCCAACAGAAGAAUUUUGGGGCUUUGAAAAAGUCGUGAAAAUGUCCUGAUUUCUACACUAAGCACAAAAAAGGGAUACCAUUUGUCAAUGGAAGGUAUACGGAAGGAGGACCCCCUCCCCCCCCCCCCCCCCCCCCCCCCCCCACCCCCCCCCCACCGCUGCCCUCGGACCGCCCACAACAACUAGAGCAGAAAACAACAACAACAGCAAAAAGAGGAGGGGGAAAGAGGGGAGAGAGUAGAGUGGAGACACUCUCUNUCAAGAUCCCUUCAGAUAGUGUGCAUGGAAGACGCCAAGAAAAUUGAGCAGGAAAACAGAGAGCCUGAAAAGAUGGGAGGAGGAAGAGAGGAAGGUACGAAUUUGUCCUGUUCUCUCUUCCUGUUUCUUUCUUUCUUCCGCUUUUCCCCCUCCCGCCCUCUCCAUUUAUCAAUUCGCUUUUUAUUUUGUCGACUUUGAAUUAUAUUAAUCAGUUCACUUCAUCUUGUCUCUGUAGGCGCUGGCGAGAAAGGAGCCUGGGAAAAUGCGUGACAUGAGCAUAAAUGAAUUCAAAGAAUAUGACAUGGAACUUGAGAAAGAUUUAAGAAAUUUCGAGGAUAGUUGGCGUUAUAUCUCGCCCAGCCAAAUGUAA
Messenger RNA from Porites evermanni, 7896 nucleotides. NCBI's taxonomy places the organism in Eukaryota, Metazoa, Cnidaria, Anthozoa, Scleractinia, Poritidae. The record is from the annotation of a GenBank genome assembly.